CCAUUAACCAGUUCAUUUUUCUAGUUUUCGAUUACUUCAAAAAUUUUUAGGUUAUGUCAAAUUAAAAUAAAUACUGACAUUAAUAGUCAUUGAAAAUUGAAAUAAAAAGGAAAUAAUAAUGACUGCUGACCUAAUAGUCGAUCAUGAAAUAAGAUUAUGGGUGUUCCUGCCUAUUGUUGUUAUCACUUUUUUGGUAGGAAUACUAAGGCAUUACAUAUCUAUACUCUUAACUAGUCAGAAAAGAGUAGAGCUACAACAGUUGCGAGAUAGUCAACUAAUAAUGCGAGCUAAAUUGUUACGAGAAAAUGCAAAAUAUAUUCCAAAGAAUUCGUUCCUCAUGAGAAAAGGAGCAUUCAAUAAAGAGGAAGAAGGUUAUUUAACUCAGAAAAGACCUAAUAACAAUCAAAAUGUAAUGACUGACCCUUCAGUUAUGACUGAUAUGUUGAAGGGAAAUGUAACUAAUGUCCUACCAAUGAUAAUCAUCGGUGGCUGGAUAAACUGGAUGUUUUCAGGAUUUAUCACAACGAAAGUUCCAUUCCCAUUAACGUUAAGGUUCAAAUCGAUGCUUCAAAGGGGAAUUGAACUUUCCCAUUUAGACGCCUCAUGGGUAUCGUCUGCUUCAUGGUAUUUCUUGAAUGUUUUUGGAUUGAGAAGUAUAUAUGCUUUGGUUCUCGGAGAGAAUAAUGCAGCCGACCAAAGCAGGCAAAUGCAAGAUCAAAUGUCUGGUGCAGCUACAAAUAUGCCCCAAGACCCUAAAAUACCUUUUAAAGCUGAGUGGGAAGCUUUGGAAAUAUUAGAACACCAAUGGGCUCUAGCCAAUGUAGAAAGCACCCUAAUAUAAGUAAAUUAAAAUUAUAUAAAAUUCUGAUUUAUAGUGAUUUGAUGUUUCCAUAUUUAUCGACAUAGCAAAUUGAUUAAAUAAUUCUGUAUCCAUUUUAUGCCUACUUAAAUAAUUUAUGUAACUCCAGCAAAAAGUUUUACUCAAUAAAAUUAAUAAUUUCGUCAUAAUUGAA
This is a messenger RNA of Harmonia axyridis, 1013 nucleotides long. RefSeq names its product ER membrane protein complex subunit 3 (gene EMC3). Gene Ontology annotation, cellular component: membrane; EMC complex. Bases 119 to 841 code for a protein of 240 amino acids. The record is from RefSeq and is a predicted model, not a curated record. The transcript has a single exon. Lineage: Eukaryota; Metazoa; Arthropoda; Insecta; Coleoptera; Coccinellidae. Gene Ontology annotation, biological process: protein folding in endoplasmic reticulum.